Rhizophagus irregularis DAOM 181602=DAOM 197198 is the source of this 1590-nucleotide messenger RNA. Lineage: Eukaryota; Fungi; Glomeromycota; Glomeromycetes; Glomerales; Glomeraceae. The record is from RefSeq and is a predicted model, not a curated record.
GUUUUGACUGACGUUGUUUUAACGAAAAACCAAAAUGUACAAAUUACCUAGUCAAACUUCUUUUUUUUUUGUAAGUAAACAAAUCGCCAAUAAAAUUACCAGACCAGCAAGUUUUACGUUAGUUGGUCGUAGGUCGUAUGCUGCAACUUCUACUGACAAGGAGUUCGAUACUGUUGUAAUUGGCGGUGGCCCAGGAGGUUAUGUGGCUGCUAUUAAAGCUGCUCAGCUGGGUUUAAAGACUGCGUGCAUUGAAAAAAGAGGAACACUUGGUGGAACCUGUUUAAAUAUUGGAUGUAUUCCUUCUAAGGCAUUGUUGAACAAUUCCCAUAUUUAUCAUCAAACAAAACAUGAAUUAAAAGAUAGAGGAAUCGAUGUUUCGGAUGUGAAACUGAACUUGGCCGCAAUGAUGAAGGCCAAGGAAAAAGCCGUUACAGGACUUACUCGGGGAAUUGAAGGAUUAUUUAAAAAGAAUAAGGUUACUUAUGUUAAGGGACAUGGAAAAUUAAUUGGGUUAAACGAAAUUGAAGUAGAUGGAUUAGAUGGAAAUAAAACUACAUUAAAGGCGAAAAAUAUUAUAAUUGCAACUGGAUCAGAGCCAACGCCAUUUAAAGGUUUAGAGGUUGACGAAAAACAAAUAGUUACAUCUACGGGAGCUCUUUCUUUAGAAAAAGUACCCAAAAAAAUGUUAGUUAUAGGUGGUGGAAUUAUUGGUCUCGAGUUAGGAUCAGUGUGGCAUCGUCUAGGCGCUGAUGUGACAGUUGUAGAGUAUCUUGGAUCUAUUGGUGCUGGAAUGGAUGGAGAAUCGGCCAAGUCUUUUUUUAGAAUACUUCAAAAACAGGGGUUAAAAUUCAAAUUGAAUACAAAGGUCAUUGAUGCCUCCAAAAAGGAAGACAAAGUAUAUGUAAAUGUUGAAUCUGCUAAAGGAGGAGAUAAAGAAACUUUGGAAGCCGAUGUCGUUCUUGUGUCGAUUGGACGACGUCCUUACACAGAAAAUCUCGGGUUGGAGAAUGUAGGCAUAGAUGUUGACGAACGGGGUAGAAUCAAAAUCGAUUCUCAAUUCCAAACCAACAAACCUCACAUUUUUUGUAUUGGUGAUGUUACAUAUGGUGCAAUGUUAGCACAUAAAGCGGAAGAAGAAGGUAUUGCUGCUGUCGAAACUAUUAAGGUUGGAUAUGGACAUGUAAAUUAUGAUGCUAUACCAUCUGUAAUAUAUACUCAUCCUGAAGUCGCAUGGUGCGGUAAGACUGAGGAAGCAGUGAAAGAAACCAAAAAACCAUAUCGUGUUGGUACCUUUCCAUUUGCAGCAAAUUCUCGUGCUCGCACUAAUGAUGACUCGGAUGGAUUCGUCAAAAUUAUUUCCGACUCUGAAACUGAUCAAGUUCUUGGAGUUCAUAUCAUUGGACCUAACGCUGGAGAAAUGAUUGGUGAAGCGGUUUUGGCCAUGGAAUAUGGUGCAAGCAGUGAAGACAUUGCUAGAACUUGCCACGCUCAUCCGGUGAGUUUUUAUUAUCUCGAAAAAUGAUAUUUAACCUAACUUCUGAUUCUUACGAUUCUUUCAACUUCCUUAGACAUUAUCUGAGGCUUUAAAGG